Messenger RNA from Benincasa hispida (wax gourd), 384 nucleotides. The record is from RefSeq and is a predicted model, not a curated record. Lineage: Eukaryota; Viridiplantae; Streptophyta; Magnoliopsida; Cucurbitales; Cucurbitaceae.
AUGGGCAUUUUUAAACCAAAGGCUUGGUUAUCCGUUGUCACUGACUUGGACAAAACAGAACCAAGAUCGUAUAAAGAAACACUUCUUCAUCCAAGAUGGAAGCAAGCUAUGCUUGAGGGACAUGAGGCGCUCAUACAAAAUAAUACAUGGCCCCUCACACCUCUGCCCCAGGAUCACAAGGUAAUUGGCAGUAAGUGGGUGUUCAGACUCAAACAGACUCCAUCAGGUGAGAUUGCUCGUUUCAAGGCCCGCUUGGUCGCUCAAGGCUUCAGCCAAGAUUAUGGCAUUGAUUACUUUGAAACUUCUAGUCCAAUGGUCAAGCUUAUUACCAUCCGGCUUGUGUUCCAUUACUUUAUCUCACAAUUGGGCCAUUUGAUAACUUGA